Molecule: messenger RNA, 2592 nt
Organism: Aureobasidium subglaciale EXF-2481
Lineage: Eukaryota; Fungi; Ascomycota; Dothideomycetes; Dothideales; Saccotheciaceae
Exons: 3
Coding region: 416-2344 (642 amino acids)
Cellular component (GO): membrane
Molecular function (GO): acetyl-CoA transmembrane transporter activity
Source: RefSeq, a predicted model, not a curated record
UUCAGCGCUUCGAGCACGAGGUGAUUAUUUUCCAUCACCAUCGCUACUGAGCUGGCUUGAGAAGGUCUUCCACAUGGCGGAAUCCUCAGUACGACCACGGAGCGUUCUGACAGAUGGCAAAGACGGCCAAUGGCAUGCGGUGCUGAUAGUACUGUGCAUGCAGGUAUUUGACGAGGAAUCACUCUUGCAGAAGAUAGACAGGUCAAAGAGAUCUGCAGAGAGCUUGGCAAACGCGGCUCUCGGAGCAGGGGCCAGCCGCCAGCCACGUUGCCAAUUGCGAAAGGAGGAGAAGCAAAGUGGACCUGCAUUGUGUUUCAUCAAGCACGGGAGAGUGUCUGAAGACAGGAAAAGUCGUUGGCUAGCAUAUUUCCUACAUAGACUGUUGUAACUCUCCCGAACGAGAAAGUAUUGGUGCAUGUCUGCUACGCUGUCCAACGACUUGAUUCAUACGCAUUCUCGGUCUCAUAUUGUGGAUAUCGAUAACAACGAGCCGAACGAUUACCGUCUGGACACGUUUAUACCUAGAGAAAACAGAAGACCACGACCCAUCGACGUAGGUGUAGCCAACUCCCACCACUCGCGCCCGGUAGACAUAUCUUUGGCCGCUUCGCCUUCUCCGAUGCCCAGGAAAGCAAACGGCGGUACCAGCAGACCUAGCAGGGCGACGGGCUCUGCUCCCUCGUCAGCCUCGUCGACCACCGACGACGCCAACAUGUCUGGCAACCUGCUCGAACAACGGCGCAAGCAUGCCUCGCUCGAAUCUCCCGACUCUGCCACCAUGACGGCCAACCUCAUGAGCAGGAGCUCCUUCACCCUCGACAAUGCCCCUCCACCGACGACACACCCCGAGGCCGCGUCCAAAGGCUUCACAGACCUGCCCGAGCAAGACAAGCGCAACUUCUUACUACUGGUCUUGUUGUACUUCCUGCAGGGCAUCCCCAUGGGCCUGGCCAGUGGCUCGGUCCCUUUCCUCCUGAAGUCGCAUCUUUCAUACGGCCAGAUUGGCAUCUACUCGCUCGCUUCAUAUCCCUACUCGCUCAAGCUAUUAUGGUCGCCGAUCGUUGACGCUGUCUGGACACCGCGAUUUGGCAGAAGAAAGAGUUGGAUUCUCCCCAUCCAGACAAUCAGCGGUCUCGGCAUGAUCUGGCUCGGUUCGCACGUCGAAGUGAUGAUGGUCAAGGCUGGUGAGAACGGCGGUGCUGGUGUCUGGAACUUUACAGGCUGGUGGUUCGCGCUGGUCUUGAUGUGCGCCACUCAAGACAUCGCUGUUGACGGCUGGGCACUUACGCUCCUUUCUCCCUCCAACCUCUCUUACGCCAGUACCGCUCAAACCGUAGGCCUUACCGCUGGCCAGUUCCUCUCCUACACCGUCUUCCUUGCUCUUUCUUCCAAGGACUUUGCCAACAAGUGGUUCCGCAGCGCUCCUGGAGAGACUGGCCUUCUGACUCUCGGCGGCUACCUUAGCUUCUGGGGCUGGGCCUACCUCCUCGUGACACUCGGCCUCGCUCUGCUCAAGAAGGAAGACAAGACCAAGGAAAGAGACGGCAUCAUGGAGGUUUACAGAGUCAUGGGCGGUAUCUUGAGCUUGAAGAACAUUCAGACAUUCAUCGUCAUCCAUCUCAUUGCGAAGAUUGGCUUCCAGGCGAACGACGCCGUCACCAACCUCAAGCUUCUGGAAAAGGGCUUUAGCCAAGAGGAUCUUGCUCUGACAGUCCUCAUCGAUUUCCCCUUCGAAAUUUCGCUGGGUUACUAUGCUGGAAAGUGGAGUGAGCAGUACGCUCCCAUGCGACUCUGGUGUUGGGCUUUCGUCGGCCGCCUAAUUGCUGCUGCCUUUGCCCAAUUCACCGUCAUGAUCUUCCCUAGUGGCGGUACCAACCUGCCCUACCUUUGUGUUGUCAUUGUCGAGCACGUCUUCAGUACCUUUAUGAGUACCGUCAUGUUUGUCGCUGUCAGCGCUUUCCACGCCAAGAUUGCCGACCCUCAUAUUGGUGGUACUUACAUGACCCUUCUUGCCACCGUCUCCAAUCUCGGCGGCACAUUCCCUCGUUUCUUCAUCCUGAAGUUUGUCGACAUGUUCACAGCAGCCACCUGCGUACCCGCCAGCAUCCCCCCUCCCGACUUCAAAGGUGACUUGAUCACCAAGCCCUUCUCCUGCGCUCUCGAGAACGACCGCCAUAUCUGUGUCAACGGCGGUGGCACCUGUAACAUCACCACCGAUGGCUACUACAUUGUCAAUGUGCUUUGCAUCAUCAUCGGCGUUGUCACUUUCUGGGGCUACAUCAAGCCUAAGGCUUUACAAUUGCAAAGUCUGCCUUUGAGAGCAUGGAGAAUUGCUGAUCAAUAGAAAAAGACACGGUCUGCGUUAUAUUGUGGUUUUUACAUUCUUUGGGAGUCUGCAUUGGAUUUUCCAUGUUUUUGGAAAUAAGAAAAAGCGAGUAGAAAGCAUCAUGGUUCGUUCUCAUAGCAUAGUCAAUCACUUUACAUCACAGCGAUCUUUUGCAAGGCCUGUAUGUACAACCGUUUUACUCUAGCAGAACGCUGAACGUGCAUAGAAGGUAUAGCGGAAAUUACAGGGAAGAAAGCGUCAUGAAG